Molecule: messenger RNA, 562 nt
Organism: Magnolia sinica
Lineage: Eukaryota; Viridiplantae; Streptophyta; Magnoliopsida; Magnoliales; Magnoliaceae
Exons: 5
Coding region: 183-398 (71 amino acids)
Source: RefSeq, a predicted model, not a curated record
UUCGGAACAGCUCCUUCGAAGAAUCCCGACCGUUGAUAUCCAAAGUCCCAUGAGAACCGUUCCUUGGUAUCCCGCUCGCCUAUAAAACUCAGCCCUAAGACCGAACCCUCAUAAGACGCCUCCAAAACCAGGCUAGGGUUUUUUCAGAUUCUGCAAAAUAAAGUUGAGGAGAAUCACAUGCCAUGGCUGGGGGGAAUUUCAUGAACAGAGUUCUUUCUUAUCUCGUCAAUGAAAUUGUUGUCAAUGGUCUUGCUAACAGUCCAUCCUUCCAGAGGUUUGCAGUGAGGACUUCCAAAACAAUAGAAGACAUUUCUAACCAGGCUCUAAAGAAAAGACAAGAAUUAACUGAGCAGUUGAAGGAUUUGUCUAGGAACAUUGAGUCUGGGAAGGGCCGAUGAAGCAGAAAGUGGCGUUUGUGCAUAUCAUUUUUGUUUUCCUGAACAGAUCUUAUACACCGGUUACAUAAAUGUUGAUAUAUUUUUGUAGUGGUAUUUGCCACCAUACUGAAUCAUGCAGGCUCAUCCUUGUGCUUUGUUGUAUAAAUUUUGAGACAUUACGGUUC